This is a messenger RNA of Penicillium subrubescens, 621 nucleotides long. RefSeq lists its product as uncharacterized. The record is from RefSeq and is a predicted model, not a curated record. The coding region runs from base 97 to 402 and encodes 101 amino acids. NCBI's taxonomy places the organism in Eukaryota, Fungi, Ascomycota, Eurotiomycetes, Eurotiales, Aspergillaceae. Gene Ontology annotation, molecular function: ATPase inhibitor activity. Gene Ontology annotation, cellular component: mitochondrion. The transcript has 4 exons. Gene Ontology annotation, biological process: negative regulation of ATP-dependent activity.
AGCUUCCCCUCGCAUUCGAUCUGUCCUUUGUACCUCUUAAGCUUUAAACCUCCCUUCUCCCCAAUCUCAAAUCAUCUCUCUAAACUACCACGCACAAUGCUCCGCCAAACUAUCAUCCGACCUGCCGUCGCUGCCAACCGGGCUUUGCUGACUCGGUCCUUCUCUGUUGCUGCGCCCCGAAUGGGCGAAGGUGACACUGGCGCCCCUCGCUCUGGAGGCUCUGCUGCGAGUGACUCCUUCACCAAGCGUGAGGCCGCCCAGGAGGCUCUCUACAUCCGUGAGAAGGAGCUCGAGAAGCUGGCCCAGCUGCGCAAGAAGAUCAACGAUCAGCGCGCCCACCUCGACGAGCUCGAGGGUCACAUUAACAAGUUGACAAAGGACCAAUCCGGCGGCAAGAACUAGAUAUACUACAUGCAAAUUGCUUCUGCCCUUCCCCAUUCCCAGCGAAGAGUGCCCACCCUCCAAUUGCCGUGUACCAUACCAUUAUGAUCUCCCCUCUGCUUGAUACGCCAUGGAUAUGUGAUUCGAGGAUUGGGAUUCGUCCGUGGACGGUGCAACCGGCAUGUUGUUAGAUAUGACAGGCAGCCAUAGCAUUACAUACAUACCUGGAGUUCCUCGAUU